GGUAUACUUACGCCCGCAAUACCUGACUGUCAGCUGUAUCUUGCGGUCCAAGACGUGCUUGCAGGGCAGACAUAAGGCUUGCAUAAAUACGACCAAUAUACGGACAUGCCGGAAGCAUUUGCACCGCUCAAAAAUGACCUGCUCAUUAGGGCAGCUAAAGGCGAGGAGACCGCAAGGGCACCCGUAUGGGUCAUGCGCCAAGCAGGACGAUACCUCCCAGAAUUCAGAGCCGUGCGAGCGAACCACGAGUUCUUCGAGAUAUGCAGAACUCCAGAGUUAGCAAGCGAAAUCACGCUGCAGCCCAUCAGACGGUACAAAGGUCUGCUCGAUGCUGCCAUCAUCUUCAGCGACAUCCUCGUCGUCCCCCAAGCGAUGGGCAUGGACGUCCAGAUGACACCCGGUCCCUACUUUCCUGAACCGCUGAAUGUGCCCGCGGACGUGGAGAAGCUAAAGAAAGUGGUGGACGUGAACGUUGAGCUCGGGUACAUGUUCGAGGCUAUCACGAAAGUCCGGAAAGAGCUGAACGGCGAAGUUCCGCUAAUCGGAUUCUGCGGGGCACCGUGGACGCUGUUCUCGUACAUGAUCGAGGGCGGGGGGACAAAGACGUUCCAGAAGUGCAAGACUUGGCUAUUCAAGUAUCCCGAGGAGAGCAAGGCGCUGCUCACGCGGAUAGCAGAUGUCUGCGUAGACUUGCUGGUCGGCCAAAUCAAAGCCGGCGCACAGCUCGUGCAAGUAUUCGACUCCUGGGCUGGGGAGCUCUCCCCGCACGACUUUGCGAUUUUUUCUCUUCCCUCCCUGAAGCGGAUAUCCGCUGGCGUUCGCUCUCGCCUCGCCUCCGAGAACAUACCCGCAGUACCCAUGACACUCUUCGCUAAAGGCGCCAACCAGUCGUUGGCAGCACAAGCAGUCGCCGGUUAUGAUGUACUCGGCCUUGACUGGUGUAUUGACGCCGUGGAGGCGCGCCGGAUCGUCGGGGACAAGGUAGCCUUGCAGGGCAACUUGGACCCGAACGUCCUGUACGGCGGUCGGGAGGCGAUAGAGAGAGAGGUGAAGAGGAUGGCCGAGAGCUUCAAGAUGGGAGGGUCUGCGAAAGGGUGGAUCGCAAACCUGGGCCACGGGAUCACUCCCGGGGUAGACCCGGAGGACCUACGCUUCUUCUUCGAGUGUGUCCACAAGUAUUCGGCCAAAGCUGUCUAG
Messenger RNA from Gloeophyllum trabeum ATCC 11539, 1197 nucleotides. Its product is annotated as uroporphyrinogen decarboxylase. Bases 106 to 1197 code for a protein of 363 amino acids. Gene Ontology annotation, molecular function: uroporphyrinogen decarboxylase activity. Gene Ontology annotation, cellular component: cytosol. The record is from RefSeq and is a predicted model, not a curated record. The transcript is spliced from 5 exons. Gene Ontology annotation, biological process: heme biosynthetic process. NCBI's taxonomy places the organism in Eukaryota, Fungi, Basidiomycota, Agaricomycetes, Gloeophyllales, Gloeophyllaceae.